AUGAGCGACGGCUGUAUCGGCUCUGUCGUAGAGGUGCACAUUGGGCACGUUGUCAUCCCUCGUGCCAGCGCAGCCGCCGCAACCGAAGCGGCGGGGGUGGUCCCCUCAGCCCGGCCGACCCACAAGAAAGCGCGCACUGAAGCUGUGGCAACGCUGAGCAGCGCUUCGGCGCCGGCGGAUGUUGUGAUCGCUAACGCGUGGUCGGAAGAGCAUAUCGCCGACGCUCUUCGACGCUACGGUGUCGCUGCGCUAGCAGCGGCUGCAUGUGAAGCGGCGGCGGGGAGCGCUUCGUCCCCCUCCACCGCUGCUGCUGCCGCGGCUGUUCUCAAGGCUGUGAACGAUGCUGCCAGCAGCUGGGUGACUGGGUGGCCAGCGGUGCGUUUCUCUCCGACGCCUGCAGCCGCCAUGGCUAAUAGCGAUGGUGAGGCAACGACGUCCACCAUGCCCGGCUGGUCGACAGUCAGCUUCUCCUUCGUACCUGGGGCUCUCGAUUCAACUGCCUCCGCUACCGCGGAGGGAGCCCACGCCGGCGUCAGCAAGGCAACCUUCCCAGACGCUGCGUCAGCCGUGGACGCCGUGACUCUGCGUGUCUUGGCUGCGAUCUCUCUUCCCCGUUGCCUCUGCGUGCCCCACCGAGGCAUCGCGACUGCAGUCACAACUGGAAGCUGCGGCGGGUGCGUAUCUGCUGUGCUCACAGAGUCCAUCCAAAUCCGUGCCGCCACGCCGACACCUCCGACUGCGCCGUCUUCUGUGCAGCACUCACCUGCGUUCAGGUCGGCGGCGUCCCCAUGCACGGAUGGCACGCUGCCGGCAGAGCUGCGGGCGAGACCUAUCUUUGUUGUUGGGGCCGGCGGCAUCGGCUGUGAAGUUCUCAAGGUUCUCGUGCUGAGCGGCUUCACGCAGAUUCACCUCAUCGACCUCGACACAAUCGACGCGACGAACCUCAAUCGACAGUUUCUCUUCCAGGUGGCAGAUGUCGGGAACUCAAAGGCGGACACGGCCCGCCGCGCCGUGCUGGACUGGUUCGCAGCAGCCGGUGACCCGGCACCUGAGCACGUCAGUGCUCGCCGUGGCCAUUGUACGCCGCCGUGCGUUGUUGCGUACCACGACAACGUCAAAGCGGAUCACUACGACGACGCCUUUUACCGCCAGUUCGCUGUGGUACUGAGCGCGCUCGACAACGUGUCGGCACGACAGCAUGUGAACCGCAUGUGCAUGCGCAACAGCAUCCCCCUCAUCGAGAGCGGCACGAUGGGGUACAAUGGGCAGGUGCAGCCCAUCCUCAAGAACGUGUACGAGUGCUACGACUGCCGGCCAAAGCCGCCCGAGACGAAGACGUUUGCCGUGUGCACCAUUCACGCGCGCCCGACGACGAUGGUGCACUGCGUGCACUACGCGAAGGAGCUGUACGAAGUUCUCUUUGGCAGCGACUCGUCGGACAUGGAUGGCAAGGGCGCGAGCGCCAUCUCGGAUGCUGGUGCCGCGACCGAGGCCGGCAGCGGCUCUGCCAAGUCUUUGGAAGGGGAUAAGCAGCAGCAUGGCGCAACAGCACCGAGUGAUGGAGGCGAGCUGUCGUACCUGCGCGCCAUGGUGUCCGACUGGCGUCGCCAACUUCCUGAGGCGUCGUCUACGUUAGGCCACAAUGAUGGCGGUGACUGUAGUGGCCGUGAAGGCAGCCGUACUUCGUCCGCUGCUGCCCUCGCUAUCGACUUGCUGCGGCUGCUCUUCGUGACCAAAGUCGAGGAGCUCCUGUCUUUGAAGACGUCCUGGCCAACGAAGCCGCCGGAGCCUCUGAGUCGACGCGAUGUCGAUCGCGUUGCGGCGGCGCACAUGUCCACGAAUGCCACCGGGGCAUCACCGGCCCCGCUAUCGGGGGAUCAUGUGCUGUCGGUGCAGGACUGCAUGGAACUGUUCGUCCGAUCUGUGGCGCAGUGCCUUGCCCGUCCAGGCGGGCUGGCCUUCCGGAAGGAGGACGACGCAGCGGCUUCUUUUGUCAGCGCCACCGCAAACAUGCGCGCGCACGUGUUCCACAUCGCGGAGCAGUCGCUCGAGGACGUGCGGAGCAUUGCCGGCUCCAUUAUUCCAGCUAUCGCCACGACGAACGCGACCAUCGCCGGGGCCGUGGUGCACGAGUUGAUCUCGCUGCUGCGCCACAGCAUCUCCCAGCCCGCGAGCACGAGUGCUGCUCAGCCGGCACCACCGUCGCAGACAGAGGUGACAGGAGUAUCAGCCCCUGCGUCCAUGCAGACAUCGCCACGCGCGCACGUUGUGUACUCCCGCAAGGUGCCACAGGUGCGCCGCCGCCGAGUGCCGUUGUCGCCAGGCCAGCGACACACUAGCCCCGCUCUCUUCAUGGAAUACGCCGGUGACGACGCAUCAUCGGCGAAUAGGAGUGCCUCGGCGUCUGCUGCCCACUGUGUACCGCUGCAGGCGGCGCUGGCGUUGGUAGGCACGGAGCACCGCACCGCAUAUCCUCCCCGUAUGUACGGCGCCGCAGAAGGGGGCGGCAAGGCGGGACGAAGUGUAGCUGUGAUGGACCACUACCUCGUGCACAGUACCGUGCCGAACGCACCGAACCGCCUGCACUGCCGCGUCUGCCAAGACGUACAUCCAGAAGUCUGCGUUACUCUUGACCUGCGCUCUGCAACGCUCGGCCAGCUUGUCCACGUUGUCCUCGAGAGUGCAUUGAAGUUGGAGGCUCCGUCAGUCAGCUAUGGUCCCACCGUGCUGUACGAGGAUGAGGACUACGAAGAGCUCGCUGACCACGUCCUCGCGGACGUGCUGCAGCUUCCACCCACCGAGCCAGGGCGGGUCGCCCACCAACGUCAGAGGUAUACUCUCACCGCUGACGCGCUCAACAAGGACGUACCAUGGAGUGUAGUGCUGACGCAUGACGACAGGGGGGCGGCGGCACCGGCGCCGUCACCGUCAACCGUGCUCUUCCAGAUCUCGGGACUAGAGGAGGCAGAGGCGGCCGAGGAGAGAGCCUUGUCCCGUCUCGCGGCACAGCAAGCACAGCAACAGCCGCCUGGUGAGGAGGACGAGGAAGGAUUCCUCGGCACUCCGCCAGGAACGACAGGCCUCGCUUCUUCAGCAGCGGCCACGACUGCACCAGUGGCGGUGGAGUUCAUUGUAUCAGAUGACGACGAGGUGCUGGACUAG
This is a messenger RNA of Leishmania mexicana MHOM/GT/2001/U1103, 3162 nucleotides long. RefSeq names its product ubiquitin-activating enzyme-like protein. NCBI's taxonomy places the organism in Eukaryota, Euglenozoa, Kinetoplastea, Trypanosomatida, Trypanosomatidae. The transcript has a single exon. Gene Ontology annotation, molecular function: SUMO activating enzyme activity. The record is from RefSeq and is a predicted model, not a curated record. Bases 1 to 3162 code for a protein of 1053 amino acids. Gene Ontology annotation, cellular component: cytoplasm; SUMO activating enzyme complex. Gene Ontology annotation, biological process: protein sumoylation.